UGACACUUCAAUUAAAUCUACGGCUCCACGAGACAGACAUGUAUUACGCCACGCGCACGAGCAGCAAAGAAAAGCUCCGAACAUGCACACCGAUAACCAUCAAAUGACAGCAGACACGGGCUGUCAUAUUUAGCUGGUCUGGAUGCAGAAUUAAUUCCGAGCGUAAGCUUUGUCGCGCACCGGAGUGACUUGUUAACAAGCGCAGCGAACGGCCGGAACAGUUUGUGUUUGCACCCUGCAGUCAGUUGCUGGGGACGCACGUUGUAAAAUGAGGUUGGGAAGCAUCGUUUUAUUCGUCGCCCUCUGCUCUUUUACCGCUUAUUAUAUUUAUGAGCCCAUUCCCGAGGAGAUAGAGGAAAGAUGGAAACUCAUGCUGACCAACUCUUUCUUCAGGAGUCUCAGCCACCUGGCAGACCUCAGUGAAUUACUGGGGCUGAAGGACUACAUGGGGGUAAUGUACUUAAUUACUCUGCUUGAGAAGAUAGUGCCUGUGUCUGAUGAGCAUGUCAAGGUGACAGAAGAGACAUUUGAUGGAGUGGAGGUGGUGCUUUACCAGCCAAAGCAGCGGGGCAGUGACACUGCACUCAGGAGAGCAGUCAUAUACCUACAUGGUGGAGGAUGGUGUCUGGGGAGUUCCCGAAUGAGUCCAUAUGAUCUCUUGGCCAGAAAAACUGUCACUGAGCUAGAUGCAGUUGUCCUUUCUGUGGAGUACCGCCUUGCCCCUGCUCACCACUUUCCUGUUCCAUAUGAGGACGUGUACCGUGUGGUCAAACAUUUCCUCCAGAAGGGGGUGCUGGCCCAGUACUCUGUGGACCCAGGACGCAUUGCUGUGUCUGGGGAUAGUGCUGGGGGGAACCUGGCAGCUGCAGUCUCUCAACAGUUGCAAAAAGAACCUGGACAGCAGAUUCAGUUGAAGGCUCAAGCACUCAUUUACCCAGUGCUACAGGCUCUGGACCUGAACACUCCUUCAUAUCAGCAGAAUCAGGACAUGCCCAUUCUGCCCCGCACCCUCAUGGUGCGUUUCUGGAGUGAGUACUUCACCAGCGACAAGGCCCUUUUCAGAGCCAUGAUGGCUAACACCCACAACAACCCUGAGUCUUCCAGCCUUCUGAAGUUUGUCAACUGGAGCGCCUUUCUGCCAGAAACAUAUCAUAGAGAAUACAACUACAGUGCUCCCGCUGUGGUGCAGGGAGAUGGAGGGGAGGCAGUUGAGAUAGAUGGCCCAUCUCGAUCUUUUGCUGACCCAAGGGCAUCGCCCUUGCUGGUUCCAGACUCGGCCUUACGCUCUCUGCCUAAGGCCUAUGUCCUUACAUGUGAGUAUGAUGUUCUAAGAGAUGAUGGCAUCAUGUAUGUCACACGGCUCCGUGCUGCUGGUGUUGAGGUGACACAUGAACACUAUGACACAGGGUUUCAUGGAGCUCUGAUGUUCACCGUGUGGCCAACUGACUUCCUGAUUGCACAACGCAUGACAGAUAACUAUAUCAAAUGGCUCAAGGAAAACUUGUAAAAACUCUUGACAAUUCAUAUUCAUUCCAGUUUUUCCACAUAAUGCACCAGUGCUCGGUUGGGUGCAGAUUUUUUCCAUCUGGUGGUCAGCUUUUUGUCGUUUAUUUCUUUCUCUUUGGUCAUGCUAUUUUUCUGUAAAUAUAUUGAGAAAUAUAUUAACUUCAUUUAUUUUCCCACUCGUGCAUUUUACGACAUUAGAUACCAGGAUAAGACUUUAAAAGAAUAGUUCAGAUUUGUUCACAUAUGGUGGUUUCAAUUACAACCCAUUACACAAGAUAGAUGAUAUCAUCACUCUUGUACAAUAGUAGUAUUGUGUUUUUUGUCCAACAAACACAAUACUACCCAGACAGAUUUGAGGGGGAAAAUCAAACUCACUAAAAUUUUUGUAUUGUGGAUUGUUAAUUAUUUAUUUAGGUGGUUAGGUGGCCCUGUGUGGUGCUGCUCAUUCUUAUUUCCCACUGCAGAACAUGGUACCUGAUCUUAAGUCUGCUGUAUCAGUAUCGGUAUUACUUGUUAGUAAUGCAUACCAUUAAAAAAAAAAUCUGAACUAUCCCAUUAGGGGUCUUAAGAAUCACAAGCAACACCAAAAAUACAGUAUAUUCAUUUUGGCCAAAAUUAACAUUUAUCACUUAGUGCAGCUGAUACUGAAACUUGAGUUUGUUUUGAAAACCAUAACUCACAUGUAAUGGUGACUGACAUUGAAUCAAAGGUUGGAAAGUGGCAUUCUGUUAAAUACAACAACAUUGUUUUUCAUGAGGAAAUUACCAACUCAAAGUUGUGCAAAUGCCCAAACAAAUGUGGUACACACUGGUAUGGAUGCUUGUAUGUGCUUGUAUGGUAAAUGAUUUAAAUAACAGAGUGAAUGGCAUCUUCAUUAGCACAUCUUCUUGCAUUUAGUCUCAUUUCUGCUCAGAAGUACAACAAAAAAUGGUUUUGCUUGUUAGCUUUGUAAUGGCUGCGCAUUAGGGCUAAACCCAAUGAAAUUUGAUCAGCCACAUUCCACACAGAGUAUUGUAACAAUGUGUAUACCUCCAAACUUUUUUCACACCAUGCAUACACACAUUUUUGUAGUUGAGCUUAGCUGAAUGUGAUGUAGCAGAACAGCAAAGAGAGGGAUAAUGUCCAAGAGGGAACUUGGGCAGUAUAUUUGCAGCACAUCACAAGUCUCUGAACCUCAAGAUACCAUAUAAUAUGAUUUAUAGGGGUGUGUAUAUGUACUAACCCCUUCUCUGCUCAGGCAUUUAUUUUAUUGUAGUGUAAGCUAAAAGUGCAGUCAUUUGAGAAUAAGAGUAAAGCUCAUUAGAUCAUAAAUUGGACCUUCUACAUGCUAACAAGUAAUAAGCUAAUAUAGGUUUUGGUUCUGUUAGAUGUGCAAGACCAAGUGCAAGACCAAGUGUGAGUUUCAUGAAGAAAUUUAGAACAUGAAACAGCGUGUAGACAGGAGUUUAUAUGGCCGGCGCAACAAUUAUAUGCAUAUCUCACAUCUUUUUAUGUAAAUGACUGCAGUUUGUUGUCCUCAGUCAACAUUUAGUCCGUGAGGCCAAACAAUCAUAUUACGUGACUUGAAAACAUUAAAUUUUCUCUCCCUUUUAUCUUUUUGUCUGUGGGUGACAUCACCCUGUGACUGUAUAACAGGGAAGUAAAGGUUACCAAAAGGUAAAGGUUACCAAAAAUUAUACUUAAGUGGCUGCCUGUGGUUAACACUGUUCUUUAAGCUAAGCAACAAUUGAUAUGAAACAGCUGAAAGCCUAAGCUUCUAGGGAUGUCUUUGUUAGGAUUUUUUUUUUUUUAAACAAAGAAAAUACACUAUCACAUAUGUAACUUCUUAAACAAUCGACAGUUUUAGAAAGAAACUGUGGCUCUUUUGUUUAAGCACUGCUACAUUCUCAGUUGUAAAUGUGACUCUUUCUAUUUUUGUUUUGGAUUCCCUCUUGGCAAACAUAUGAUAUGCAUCUUUUUUCAUUUUAAUGUUAUCUGACAAUAAAUUGAC
Messenger RNA from Toxotes jaculatrix (banded archerfish), 3496 nucleotides. It is a transcript of the gene aadac, whose product is annotated as arylacetamide deacetylase. Gene Ontology annotation, cellular component: membrane. The coding region runs from base 269 to 1507 and encodes 412 amino acids. The record is from RefSeq and is a predicted model, not a curated record. Gene Ontology annotation, molecular function: carboxylic ester hydrolase activity. The transcript is spliced from 5 exons. NCBI's taxonomy places the organism in Eukaryota, Metazoa, Chordata, Actinopteri, Toxotidae.